CACUCAAAACGUUUACCGCCGGCACAACGGAAAACUACGCAACAACGCGGGAAGGGAGCCACUUUCACUGUCUUUCUCAAGCAAGCUUGCGUCGUGCCGGCCUCAACUCCGUCUGACUGUUUCUUUUGGAAUUUUUAAUAUAAGAGUCACAAGAGUUGAUCCCGAACCACUUUGACUAACCUCUCUUUGGACAUCUGUUCUGGAUUUUCUAUUUCAUUGGUCUCCAUCUGGAACCGGAAUGAAUGUUGUGACAACUCUGUCUCUUGGGGUCGAAUAGGAAUGGCUUCGAGGUCGUCCAAUAGGCCCGAGAGACAAGCGCACCAUCAUGUUCCUCAUCCACCACCUGGGUCUUCUUCUUCUUCUUCGUCUUCGUCUUCGUCUUCGUCUUCUAGAAGUGCUCUGGCUCAUGCUCAAACCCAUCAUAAUCCGGUUCGGGGGAAGCCCACCUCCUCUUCCAGACGCUCUGUCACCCCCACUUCCCGUACUCACUCUUUUGACACAGAUGAAGAUUCUGGAAGGGUGAGAGUUGCUGUCAGACUUCGACCAAGAAAUGCCGAAGAUCUCGUUUCAGAUGCUGAUUUUUCUGAUUGUGUUGAGUUACAACCAGAGCUGAAGCGGUUGAAGUUGAGAAAGAACAACUGGAGUUCUGAGUCUUAUAGAUUUGAUGAGCUUUUUACAGAAACUGCCUCUCAAAAGCGUGUUUACGAAGUGGUUGCAAAACCUGUAGUCGAGAGUGUAUUGAAUGGAUAUAACGGGACAGUGAUGGCUUACGGUCAAACAGGUACUGGAAAAACUUACACAGUUGGAAGACUGGGUAAAGAUGACCCAUCUGAGCGCGGUAUUAUGGUUAGAGCACUGGAAGACAUUAUUGCCAAUACAUCUCCUGCUUCUGACAGUGUAGAAGUCUCCUAUUUGCAGUUGUAUAUGGAAUCUAUACAAGAUUUGCUUGCUCCAGAAAAGACUAAUAUUCCUAUUAAUGAGGAUCCGAAGACUGGUGAAGUGUCAUUGCCUGGUGCUACAAUAGUUAAAAUACAAAAUCUUGAUCAUUUUCUACAACUACUACAAGUUGGUGAGGCAAACCGUCAUGCAGCUAAUACAAAGAUGAAUACCGAAUCUUCUCGUAGUCAUGCAAUUCUCACGGUUUAUAUUCGAAGAUCUGUCCACGAAAAAGUCAAUGAUGAGAUUAAUUCUCGAGAGAAGGGCAAUAGAAUUGAUGGUAACAACAUACCUAUAGUCCGAAAAAGCAAGUUGCUGAUUGUGGAUCUUGCCGGAUCUGAAAGGAUAGACAAAUCUGGAAGUGAAGGCCCAUUACUUGAAGAGGCUAAGUUUAUUAAUCUUUCUCUCAGUUCCCUUGGAAAAUGUAUAAAUGCGUUGGCUGAAAACAGCCCACAUAUACCUACUAGAGAUUCUAAGCUGACAAGAUUGCUUCGUGAUUCAUUUGGAGGCUCUGCGAGGACUUCACUUAUAAUAACAAUCGGGCCAUCUGCACGGCACCAUACAGAAACUGCUAGCACGAUAAUGUUUGGACAGCGGGCAAUGAAAAUAGUAAACAUGGUAAAGCUCAAAGAAGAAUUUGAUUAUGAAAGUUUAUGUCGGAAGCUUGAGAAUCAAGUAGAUCAUCUUACUGCAGAAAUUGAAAGGCAACAAAAGUUGAGAGAGGAUGACAAAUACGAAUUGGAAAAACGGCUCAGGGAGAAUCAAGACUCUUUAUCUGAAGAAAAAAAAGUUCUAGUCACAAGGUCUGAGUUUUUGGAAGAGGAAAACAAUCGUUUGGAAUCAGAGAUGAAAAGCAUCUUAAAUGAAUUAAACUAUCGCAAAGAUCUUAGCAAUUUGAUGCAUGAUAAAGUUGCACACCUGGAAACAUGUUUACAAAAUAGCAAGCAACACCAACUUGAAAAUUCUACAUAUCAGCAAGUACUAGCUGAUACCACUCAGAUGUAUGAGAAGAAGAUAGCAAAGUUGAUUAAACAGAUAGACGACGAGCGUGCUUCCUCUGAAAGUGCUCAGGAACAAUUAGAUUUGAUAAAGAAGCUCCUGAGCGAGCAUCAAAUGUCAAUUCAGAAACAUCAAACAGAAAAUUCUCGAUAUCAGAAGGCCCUUGCGGACACCACUCAGAUGUAUGAAAAGAAAAUAGCAGAACUAGUUAAGCAAUUACAGGAUGAGCAUGCCCGUUUUGAAGGUGCAGAACAACAAUUAGACUUGGCAAAGAGGCUCCUAAGUGAUCAUCAAAACUCAAUACAGGGGGAGAAAGAGAUUGAUGAACUUGGUUUGAGGUUGCAAGAAAUGUAUCAGCUACAUGAAAAUACUUUAAAUGAACUACAAUCAUUGAAAUCUGAAAAUGAAGAUCUACUAGAAGAGAAGGCAAAGCUAAAUGAAGAAUUUCAGUCUGUGAGGCAAAGACUAUUAGUAGAAGAGAAGCAGAGGAAGUCGAUUGAAAAUGAGCUGGUUAAACUAAAGAGGGCUGCACCUGACAAUGAGAAUGCUUUUGAGGACAAGAAAUCUUAUAUGAAGGAAGACACAAGCAAACAAUCUCCAGAAGUUGGGAACCGAACAGGUUCAUAUAGGUCAAAUCCAUUGAGGGAGACUUUCUCUGGUCAGAGGGCCACAAUUGCAAAGAUAUGUGAAGAAGUUGGGCUUCAAAAGAUUUUACAAUUAUUGGCAUCUGAAGACUCUGAGAUCCAAAUUCAUGCUGUGAAGGUGGUAGCCAAUCUUGCUGCUGAAGAUAUUAAUCAGAAAAGGAUUGUGGAGGAAGGAGGUUUAGAUGCUUUGCUUAUGCUGUUGCGAUCAUCAGAAAAUACAACUAUUCUUAGAGUGGCUUCUGGUGCAGUUGCCAAUUUGGCAAUGAAUGAGACGAAUCAAGGCUUAAUAAUGGACAAAGGAGGUGUUCAGCUUCUAGCAAAGACAGCAUCUAAAACAGAUGAUCCACAAACUUUAAGAAUGGUUGCUGGCGCACUUGCGAAUUUAUGUGGAAAUGAAAAGCUACUCAUGGUGCUGAAAGACGACGGAGGCAUCAAGGCGCUCCUGGGAAUGGUUAGAUCUGGGAGCAGUGAUGUCAUUGCACAGGUUGCUAGAGGACUGGCUAACUUCGCAAAAUGUGAAUCCCGAGGAAUUAUUCAAGGACGUAGAAUGGGUUGUUCACUUCUAAUUGACGAUGGUGCACUUGCGUGGUUAAUUGCCAACUCUAAUACUACUUCAUCUUCAACCCGACGCCAUAUCGAGCUUGCUCUUUGCCAUUUAGCACAAAACGAGGACAACGCCAAAGACUUAAUAUCUGGUGGUGGGGUGAAAGUGCUUAUACAAAUUUCAGAGGAGUCCAGUAGAGAAGAUAUCCGCAACUUAGCAAAGAGGAUGCUUAGAUUGAAUCCGUCACUUAAAGCUAAGAUGCAUGAGCAAUAGUAUUCAAAUGUACAGGCCUUGCAAUCUUUUUGUAUUGGUUAGAUUAGCUAUACAAACACACAAUCCACAACUACAGAGUAUAAACCCAGAGUCCUAUUCUGGGAUUACUUUGAGCUUGUCACUUUUGAUGGCUAAUUUAUGGGAAAAUGUAGUGAAAUUUCUCUC
This is a messenger RNA of Alnus glutinosa, 3561 nucleotides long. Its product is annotated as kinesin-like protein KIN-UC. Gene Ontology annotation, biological process: microtubule-based movement. The record is from RefSeq and is a predicted model, not a curated record. Gene Ontology annotation, molecular function: microtubule motor activity; microtubule binding; ATP binding. The coding region runs from base 280 to 3396 and encodes 1038 amino acids. NCBI's taxonomy places the organism in Eukaryota, Viridiplantae, Streptophyta, Magnoliopsida, Fagales, Betulaceae. The transcript has 21 exons.